Molecule: messenger RNA, 1335 nt
Organism: Aspergillus ochraceoroseus IBT 24754
Lineage: Eukaryota; Fungi; Ascomycota; Eurotiomycetes; Eurotiales; Aspergillaceae
Product: DUF92 domain-containing protein
Exons: 4
Coding region: 101-1210 (369 amino acids)
Cellular component (GO): membrane
Source: RefSeq, a predicted model, not a curated record
CGGACCCCCCGCCAUCAUGCUGGGAUCCCAUCGUGCAUUUCGCUCCAGAUACUCCUGAAUCAUCAUAGGCAGGCUCCCUAGUCGAUGCUUGACACUUCCAAUGAAGCCCUACAUCGCCGUCCCGAUUAUCGUGGGGCUCGUCCACCGCGCGUGGUCGAGAAAGUCGCUUACGCCAUUUGGAUGCGUCGUGGCGGCUCUGACUGCAAGCGCACAUGGUCUUCACCCCUGGUCGGCUCCGUUAUUUCUGUUAAUGGUAUUUUAUCUGGGUGGAACGAGAGCUACAAAGGUUAAACACGAUAUUAAAGCUCGUCUCACCCUCUCAGCAACCGGCUCUCACGGCGGUGAGGGCUCAAGAACCCACGUCCAGGUUCUGGCCAAUUCAGUCGUAGCGACCAUACUCAUCCUUUUGCACACUUGGGUGCUCUGGAAAAACAAGGAGACGAACAAGUGUUUCUCGAAUGGCCAUUCUGCCGCAGAUUUGCUCGUGGUCGGGAUUGUAGCUAACUACGCUGCCGUCGCAGCCGAUACAUUCUCCUCUGAACUCGGAAUCCUAUCUAAAUCGAACCCGCGUCUUAUCACCUCUCUUUCCCUUCGUGCCGUUCCUCCGGGUACAAAUGGCGGCGUUACCGGGACGGGGCUGCUGGCUGGAGUCUUUGGCGCGUUCACAAUUGGCCUCACCUCUGCUGUUCUUAUUCCCUUCUGUGGUGGGCAUAAUGGCACAUCAGGUACACUGCAGGAGCGCGUUCAAUGGAUUCUUGCCGUGACUGUGUGCGGAGCUCUGGGGAGUGUAUUGGAUAGUGUACUAGGAGGGAUGCUUCAGGCUAGUGUUGUUGAUAAGAGGACGGGAAAGAUUAUUGAGGGAACGGGUGGACAGAAGGUCCUUAUUCAUCCCUCAUCCACUAAACUCGGAAGCACGGCGGAUGCAUCUGGGUUCUCUUCUGAUGCGACCGGUGACUCCCAUCUCCGCAGUUCCGAAGCCGUAGCUAAUGCAGCCGCACCCAAGGGUCCUAAAGGAACAGGGUCAUCGGCAGGGACAACCACAGGGACGCAAAAUGAUGCGCUUCAUGAGAGUCGCCGUGUAGAAAGUGGAUUUGAUAUUUUGGAUAACAAUGCCGUAAACUUGUUGAUGGCGUUUAUUAUGAGUGUAGGAGCUAUGGGAGUUGCAAGCUGGGUUUGGGGCGUGUCCGUCUUGGAUAUUGAUUUUUGCUAAGUGGUUCUGAUCAACCUAUAUCCCAUGAUGGAUUGUGUAUAAAUAUACCGAUUUCAAUAAUACAAACUGAAACCGAAUGCUAAAGAACUAGCUAGGCAAACAAGAACUAAAACAUCUCAUCAUCA